AUGGCAGGACCUAAAUCUGCCGCUAUACAAAUAAGGGCACCUAAUGCUAAUCCCAGUAAUGUCAAAGAGCAAGAGAAGGGGAGGGAUAGUCCUGUUUCGGCUGAAAAGAAAAGGGAAACGCCUCAGAGAAUAUGUAGGAAUGUUAUGAUAUAUGGAUACUGCAAGUUUCAAGAUUCAGGUUGUGUUUAUUAUCAUCCACCUCCCGGAACAGAUCCGAAUGUGAUCAAUACACCCGCAACGGGAAGCCCAGCAAUGACGAACCCCACACCGUUGUCAAAAGAACCUAAACCAUCAUUCGGCUUAGGAGCAGAACAUCUCUCAGCACCUGUUUUCGUACCCAAGACACCAAUGGGUGACAAUCCUUCUCCUAGAGCUACAACACCUUCUUUAGCACCUUCCACCAUCCAAGUUCCGUCUGCCCCUUCUCCCGCUCCUCCCCCUACGAUGGCCCAAAUACCUAAUUGGCCAAAUCUGGGUAACCAAGGUGGUAUUAUCCCCAGACAGGAUAAUUCAUUGUCAUUCGACGACUCAAUGAUCUCAAUGGAUCCUUCACAGUCUUCGGCAAUGGAUGGAAGUAUGUUUAUGCAUCAACCCAUACGGCAGCCUCUCGAUCAACAUCUUUACGUUUCACCAUUACCUCAUCUAACGAAUCCACCUGUAUCACAUCAUCCUCUACAUUCAUUCUUUAUUCCAGAUGAUUUACGUCGAAAUUUGCAGGCGAAACAUGAUGCUACUUAUUUAGGUUCACAAUCAGGGUCAUCACCUGGAUUACCUUCUGAACUAGGAAUAUAUCAUUCUCUUCAAUUGCUUGGACAAAGUCAAUCUGGAAAUUCACCUCCAAGUAAAGUUUACGCUCAUCCAGCUCCUGUAUAUAAGGCCGUCAGUAGCGUUGAUGGUAAUGUCUACUGCUUAAGACGAAUAGAAGGAUACAAACUUGUCAAUGAAGCGGCUUUUGGUGCUGUUGAUACUUGGAGAAGGAUGAGACAUCCUAAUAUUGUUGGAUUGAGAGAGGCUUUCACGACUAAAACUUUCAAUGAUAACUCUUUGAUACUAGUUUAUGAUUAUCAUCCUCUAUCAACAACAAUAUGGGAUGAACAUCUUUCACCUAAUCCUCCACCACAUUCACCUUCACGUGGUCAGAGAUCAGGAAUGCCAAUACCCGAAAGAUUGUUAUGGUCAUAUAUCACUCAAAUGACCAACGCCCUUAAAGCAGUUCAUUCAUCUGGAUUAGCCGUGAGGAAUUUAGAUCCUUCAAAAGUCUUGAUCACGGGUAAAAAUAGAAUUAGGUUGAACGGUUGUGGUGUUUGGGACGUAUUAGCUUUUGAUGCCAAUACCCCUAUUGGUGUGUUUCAACAAGAAGAUCUAGUAGCGUUGGGUAAGCUCAUCAUAUCACUAUGUUGCGAUUUCUUUCAACCCGGUCAACACCCAGCUUUACCCCUCGACCAUAUCCAACGUAAUUAUUCACCGGACAUGAAGAAUUUGGUAAUGUUCUUGAUAUCGAAACCAUCACCGUUGAAAUCUAUAGAUGAGGCUAUCAAAAUUAUGGGUCCUAGAAUAUUGAAUGAGCUAGAUGCCAUGCAAAACUAUGCUGAUACAAUAGAAUCUGACCUUGGCGCUGAAAUGGAGAAUGGACGGAUCGUACGUCUACUAAGUAAACUGGGAUUCAUCAACGAAAGAGCAGAGUUUGAGCUAGAUCCAAGGUGGUCAGACACGGGAGAUAGAUAUAUUUUGAAGUUAUUUAGAGAUUACGUCUUCCAUUCUGUUGGAGUGGAUGGUAAACCCAUAUUAGAUCUAUCGCACGUUCUGACUUGCCUGAAUAAACUCGAUGCAGGAUUAGAUGAGAGAAUUAUGUUAAUCUCUAGAGAUGACCAAAGUUGUUUAGUGGUCAGUUAUAGGGAAAUCAAACAUUGUAUAGAAGCUGCUUUCAAUGAGUUGAGGAAUACUGGAAACCCCCACAGAGUACAUCGGUAG
Kwoniella shivajii is the source of this 1971-nucleotide messenger RNA. RefSeq lists its product as uncharacterized. The coding region runs from base 1 to 1971 and encodes 656 amino acids. Gene Ontology annotation, cellular component: P-body; PAN complex. Gene Ontology annotation, biological process: nuclear-transcribed mRNA poly(A) tail shortening; mRNA processing; protein phosphorylation. Gene Ontology annotation, molecular function: ATP binding; poly(A) binding; metal ion binding. The transcript is spliced from 15 exons. NCBI's taxonomy places the organism in Eukaryota, Fungi, Basidiomycota, Tremellomycetes, Tremellales, Cryptococcaceae. The record is from RefSeq and is a predicted model, not a curated record.